Pocillopora damicornis (cauliflower coral) is the source of this 2704-nucleotide messenger RNA. Its product is annotated as leishmanolysin-like peptidase. Gene Ontology annotation, cellular component: cytoplasm; membrane. Gene Ontology annotation, molecular function: metalloendopeptidase activity. The record is from RefSeq and is a predicted model, not a curated record. NCBI's taxonomy places the organism in Eukaryota, Metazoa, Cnidaria, Anthozoa, Scleractinia, Pocilloporidae. Gene Ontology annotation, biological process: proteolysis; cell adhesion.
CCACGAUCUGCGAUUGGCCGGCAAAAUUAUCGUUUCCAGUUCCCUUUUACUGUUGAAAAUUCAACAUGGCGGCGGAAUCGUUGUUGUUCUUUUGUGUACUCCAGUUAUAUUUAGCCGGGUUUUUUUCGUUAUCACAUGAUCUGAUCCAUGAAUAUGACGAGAUGAUACGACAUAUUCCACUAGAACCAUCGCAUAUCUUAAAAAGACGCUCUGUGGACCAGCCACUGCGAAUUUCGCUGGACUUUCUCAACAUCAGCAAUUUAGAAAAUCCCAGCAUGGUGAAAGAUAUUUUACAACAAGCGCAAAGCUAUUUUAGUAGAACGUUGAAAGUUCGAAAGACAACGACGAAUAUUCGUCUUCAAAGGAGUUGUCCUAACCAGCUUUUUUUCUCUAAAAACGCCGAUGGAAGUGGACCAGGGAGGGUCAGAUUUUGUCAAGAAUCAUGCAAUUCUUCUCGAAUAUUAUGCGGACCAAUUGAAAUUCCAGAACACGAUUUGGAUCAGUGUAGGGUUUGUGACAAGAAUGGCCAGAACUGUCGCAACGACACAAGACCUGAAUUCACUGCUGGAGAAGGACACAAGGACGCAGAUUUUAUUCUUUAUGUUACAGCAGUUACUCAUGGGAACUGUGGAAAAAGCUCAACGACUUUAGCGUAUGGUGCGGCUUGUCAACAAGAAAGUGGACUGGAUAGACCUGUAGCAGGAUUUAUCAACAUAUGCCCCAAAAGGGUGACUGCAAGUGAACUGAGAAGCAGCUACAGUGAGGUUUUGGCAACUGUCAAGCAUGAAAUAUUCCAUGCUCUUGGAUUUGCACCAUCAUUGUAUGCAUUUUUCCGCAAUCAAAGUGGUGAGCCGCUGACUGCUCGUCGCUCUAAUGGACUUCCAAAAGAGUACGAUGAUGUCCUAAAACACUACAAGUGGAGUGAACAGACUGUCAGGAUGGUAACGAGAAACGAUUGGUUAACAAGGUCUGGUACAAUGCAACACAAUGUUUAUAUGAUGGUCACACCGAGGGUGAAAGAAGAAGCACAGAGGCAUUUUAAUUGCUCAACUUUAGAAGGAGCUGAGCUUGAAAACCAAGGAGGUGAAGGUACAGCAUUAGCCCAUUGGGAAAAGCGCUUGUUUGAAAACGAAGCCAUGACGGGUGUUUUUACACAGAAUACCGUGUUUAGUCGAGUGACUCUGGCGUUAAUGGAAGAUACCGGCUGGUACCUUGUCAACUAUGAAAUGGCCGAUCCUUUACGCUGGGGAAGGAACUUGGGUUGUUUGUUUACUAAAAACAGCUGCGCUGCUUGGAUGAAAGCUCAGAAAACUGCUGGAAAGUCCAUAGCUCCAUUCUGUUCUAAAAUCAAGAAACAGAGUGACCCACGGACUGGAUGCUCCCUCGACAGAACAUCUGUUGCCUCAUGUAACUUGGUAGAAUAUGAACAAAAUCUUCCUACUGAAUUUCAGAAUUUUUUGCCCGGUUUUAUUCCGGGAAUUUCCGAAUCAGAAGACAGAUAUGGUGGGGCGGUACUUUUAGCUGAUUAUUGUCCAUUUUACCAAAGUUUUACAUGGACACAGAAAGGAGAAGAGGUCAGAACAUCUUCUUGUAUAUCACAACACAACGCUUUACCGUAUGACCUGAAUUAUGCAUUGGAAUUCUACGGCAUUAAAUCACGGUGCUUUGAACAACGAACAAAGUGGAUGAAAGAGAAAUGUGGUACACGGUACACGGCUGUGAAUCAUGGAAGCGGAUGCUAUAAAUUUCAUUGUGAAUCUGAUGCACUGAGGGUCGAAAUCGCUGGUGGCUUUAAAUAUCCAUGUUUCCAUGAAGGCCAGGUUUUGGAUAUUUCUGUGCAAGUCGACAGUUGGAGCUUUCAAGGAACCCUUGUUUGUCCAUCAUGCGAAGAAGUUUGUUCUGACAGUGGAUUUAUUUGCCCGGCAGAAAUAAAGCCUGCUCCAAAGAAUUCACAACCAGUAUCCAAAACAUCACCAGUGACUUGUUCUGAAUGUUCCAUAAUAAUACGACAGGUCUUACAUACCCAGUUGCUUUUAAUGAUUGUGUACACGGUUUUUAGGUAUGUUCUUGAAGCUUAGUUUUUUUUUCUUGGAUUUUUUUGGAUUUGCUCCAUUUUAGAGAAAAACAUUUCCACUCUGACGGCUUUCAUUUUUCAAAUUUUGAGUUGUAACUGUUGUUAACCGUGAAACCGUUGGCUUUAUACCAGUGAUUCAAUUUACUUUCCGUCAUCAACAAGUCAUUCCUCUAAUCCUGUAAUGUGAUUGGCCACUUUUAUUUACUGCACAAACUAAUCACACUGGCCAGUCAGAUAAAAGGACGAUGUAGUAAGGAGCCAAUCAGAACCCACGAUAAAAAUAAGCAAACCGCCAGAAGCGCGGGAAAACACCAGCGACCAAGUUACGAUUGGUUGUAGUUUUACAUUCACAGGAACUAUUCUAGAAGGUUGCGUCACUUUUAAACUCCAAUCACAGAGCAAACUAGAAAAAACACCUUUGCAAGUUCCACUGAGUGACACUACAAUAGUCGCACCGUAAGAGUCUGAAAGAGAUAGGGAAAAAACAGUUUUCCGAUAGUUACAGGCCACAACGACGUACGCGCGUAGAAAUUAAUUACAUGUACCAUUCACUUAUGCCAGUAGCUUUUUUUGUACUGUUAAAGUGUAUCUCAGCUUAAUAUAGUAUAGGAGUAAUUUAUUCCUCAAAAA